Molecule: messenger RNA, 980 nt
Organism: Ipomoea triloba (trilobed morning glory)
Lineage: Eukaryota; Viridiplantae; Streptophyta; Magnoliopsida; Solanales; Convolvulaceae
Product: isoflavone reductase homolog
Exons: 5
Coding region: 33-980 (315 amino acids)
Molecular function (GO): oxidoreductase activity
Source: RefSeq, a predicted model, not a curated record
GGCAAAUUAAGAAGCUAGCUUAGAGCCUAGGCAUGGGAGAGUCGGGGAAGAUGGGAAAGAGUAAGGUUGUUAUUGUGGGUGGGACGGGCUAUAUUGGGAGGAGAAUAGUGAAGGCCAGCUUAGCCCAAGGGCACACAACUCACGUACUAUUGCGCCCCCAAAUCGGGCUCGACAUCGACAAGUUCCAAAUGUUGUUGUCGUUUAAGGAGGAAGGGGCGAGGUUGGUGGAGGCGUCAUUUGACGACCACCGGAGCCUUGUGGACGCGGUGAAGGAAGUGGACGUGGUUAUAUGCACCAUGUCGGGAACGCAUUUCCGUAGCCACAACAUUCUCCUGCAGCGAAAGCUUGUUGAUGCUAUCAAAGAAGCCGGCAAUAUCAAGCGUUUCAUUCCUUCGGAAUUUGGCAUGGAUCCAGCAAGAAUGGGGCAUGCACUUGAACCAGGAAGGGUUACAUUUGAUGAGAAGAUGGAGAUCAGAAAGGGAAUAGAAGAAGCUAAUAUUCCCCACACUUACAUUUCUGCUAAUUGCUUUGCUGGCUAUUCUUGUCCCAACCUCUCUCAACUUGGUUCCGUUCUUCCUCCAAAGCACAAACUUUACAUCUAUGGAGAUGGCAAUGCCAAAGUGGUAUACAUGGAUGAAGAUGAUGUGGCAACAUACACAAUGAAGACAAUAGAUGAUCCCCGGGCCUUAAACAAGACAAUAUACCUAAGGCCACAAGAAAACAUCCUUACUCAAAGGGAGUUGGUUGCUAUAUGGGAAAAACUCAAUGGAAAAAAGCUGGAGAAAAUCUCCCUUUCUGCCGAUGAAUUCCUGGCUUCUAUGAAAGAUAUGGACUAUGCUAAUCAAGUAGGAGUGGCACAUUACUACCACAUUUUCUAUAAUUGUGAAUGGUGUGAGAUGCAGAAAUCGUCAGAUACUCUAAUCACAGCUAUCCGCUUUCUUUUGACUGUUUAUAUAAUGGACAUAUUCUUCUAUCAGUAA